This is a messenger RNA of Symbiodinium sp. CCMP2456, 312 nucleotides long. NCBI's taxonomy places the organism in Eukaryota, Dinophyceae, Suessiales, Symbiodiniaceae. The record is from the annotation of a GenBank genome assembly.
AUGCAGCUCGUGAUUUUGUUGUUUGUGCAGCAGUUCUUUGCACCCUACGGCUACAGUGCCUUCAGCGACAGAGAUGAGCUGCGAGACACCCUGUACGAGUGGGACAAUGAAGCAGGCCGCCGACCCGACAUCGAGAGGACUUAUGGACCAAUCGAAGAUUGGGACGUAUCCAAUGUCAUCAGCUUUCGGUGGCUGUUCUCUGGACUCCGUUGGUUCAAUGAAGAGGUCGGAGGCUGGGAGACUUCCCAGGUGACAGAUAUGUCCUACACGUUUCAAGAUGCCUCAGCCUUCAACAAGGAUAUUGGCUCAUGG